Molecule: messenger RNA, 10222 nt
Organism: Echinops telfairi (small Madagascar hedgehog)
Lineage: Eukaryota; Metazoa; Chordata; Mammalia; Afrosoricida; Tenrecidae
Gene: SRCAP
Product: Snf2 related CREBBP activator protein
Exons: 32
Coding region: 202-9774 (3190 amino acids)
Cellular component (GO): Swr1 complex
Molecular function (GO): ATP-dependent chromatin remodeler activity; DNA binding; ATP binding
Source: RefSeq, a predicted model, not a curated record
CCAGAGACCAGUGAACCUGAGCGGAGGCUGGGACGCCCUGGUGGGCCCCGGGCCCUGGAAGGUGGGUCCCGGUGGCCGGUGGCCCAGAAUGAGGCCAGUUCCCAGCAUGCCCUGCAGCCGGACGCCAGCCCCUCGGCCAGCAGCAGUGGUGACGACCCAAUCAGUCUUCAGGCAUCCAGAGAGGAGCCUGAGAGUGGGACCAUGCAGAGCAGCCCUUCCUCUGCCCACUCUCAGCUCCCAAUCCUGCAGACACAGAUGGUGUCGGACGGCAUGACAGGCAGCAAUCCAGUGUCCCCUGCCUCCUCUAGUUCCCCAGCCUCUAGUGGGGCAGGCGGCAUCUCUCCCCAGCACUUAGCUCAAGAUUCUUCUCUGGAUGGACCUCCAGGCCCCUCAGAUGGUCCCACGGUCUCCCUGGAGGGGUUCAACUUACCCCAAGCUGCUGACCUGGCUAACAAGGGCCCAAAGUGGGAGAAGAGCCAUGCUGAAAUCGCAGAGCAGGCUAAGCAUGAGGCUGAGAUUGAGACCCGGAUUGCUGAGCUCCGGAGAGAGGGUUUCUGGUCACUGAGGAGGCUGCCUAAGGUGCCAGAGCCUCCACGCCCCAAAGGCCACUGGGACUAUCUGUGUGAGGAAAUGCAGUGGCUCUCUGCUGACUUUGCUCAGGAGCGUCGGUGGAAACGGGGUGUGGCCCGUAAGGUGGUGCGCAUGGUGAUCCGUCACCACGAAGAGCAACGGCAGAAGGAAGAGCGAGCCCGGAGGGAGGAGCAGGCCAAGCUGCGCCGAAUUGCCUCUGCCGUGGCCAAGGAUGUCAGGCAGUUCUGGAGCAAUGUGGAGAAGGUGGUACAAUUCAAGCAACAGUCUCGGCUCGAAGAAAAACGCAAAAAAGCUCUGGAUCUGCACCUGGACUUCAUUGUGGGGCAGACUGAGAAGUACUCAGACCUUUUGUCUCAGAGCCUCAAUCAGCCACUUGCCUCCAGCAAAGCCGGCUCCUCCCCUUGCCUUGGCUCUUCCCACACGGGUUCAGCUGCCUCCAGCCCUCCACCUGUUGCCUCCAGAGUAGAUGAUGAAGAUGGGGACUUCCAGCCCCAAGAGGAGGAAGAGGAUGAUGAAGAGACGAUUGAGGUUGAAGAGCAGCAGGAAGGCAAUGACGCAGAGACACAGAGGCGUGAGAUUGAACUGCUUCGGCGUGAGGGAGAGCUGCCCUUGGAAGAGCUGCUCCGCUCUCUGCCCCCUCAGCUGCUAGAAGGGCCUGCCAGCCCUGCCCACACGCUGUCGUCUCACGGGAGUGACGCCCAAGAUGAACCUGAAGACGGUGAAGAAGAACCUGCCCAGGGGUUGAAGAGGAAGCCACCUCUCUCUUCAGUCACACAGCACAACAGCCAGCCUUGGCAUCCAGAUGAAGAUGAUGAAGAGUUUACUGCCAAUGAGGAUGAAGCGGAGGAUGAAGAAGACACCAUCGCAGCGGAGGAACAGCUGGCAGGGGAAGUGGAUCACGCCAUGGAGCUGAGCGAGUUGGCUCGAGAAGGUGAGCUAUCUGUGGAGGAGCUACUGCAGCAGUAUCCAGGGGCUUAUGGCUCUGAUACCUCUGCGCCAGGCUCCGCUAGCAGUGAAGAGGAGGAGGAGGAGGAGGAGGUUGAGGCUAACAACUCUGAGUCGGAACCGGAGGAAGGCACAGAAGCUGAUGAGGCUGCUCAGGAGGGUAGUAGCAGCCAGUCAGACUCGCCUGAAGAGCAGAGUGAGGAUGAGGAAGAUGAACAUUCAGGGGAGGAGGAAACAAGCGGGAGUUCCGACUCGCAGGACUCAGAGUCUGAGAAUUCUGAGGUGGCCCAGUCACAGAGCCAAGAGGAUGAUGAGGACGAGGAAGAUGAGGACUUUGGAGUGGAGUACCUGCUCGCCAGAGAUGAAGAACACAGUGAGCCAGAUGGGGGCAGUGGGCCCCCCACGCCAGGCCCUAAGAAGGAAAUUACCGACAUUGCUGCGGCUGCUGAAAGCCUCCAGCCCAAGGGUUACACCUUGGCCACUACCCAGGUGAAGACGCCAAUCCCUCUGCUGCUUCGGGGCCAGCUCCGGGAGUACCAACAUAUCGGCCUGGACUGGCUGGUUACCAUGUACGAGAAGAAGCUUAAUGGCAUUCUUGCCGAUGAGAUGGGCCUGGGCAAGACAAUCCAGACCAUCUCCCUGCUGGCCCACUUGGCCUGUGAGAAAGGUAACUGGGGGCCCCACUUAAUCAUUGUCCCCACCAGUGUGAUGUUGAAUUGGGAGAUGGAGCUGAAACGUUGGUGCCCCAGCUUUAAAAUCCUCACCUACUAUGGAGCCCAGAAAGAGAGGAAACUCAAGCGGCAGGGGUGGACCAAACCCAACGCCUUCCAUGUGUGUAUCACGUCUUACAAGCUGGUGCUGCAGGACCACCAGGCCUUCCGCCGCAAGAACUGGCGCUAUCUCAUUCUGGAUGAGGCGCAGAACAUCAAGAACUUCAAGUCACAGCGCUGGCAGUCACUGCUCAAUUUCAACAGCCAGAGACGCCUGCUCCUGACGGGGACGCCCUUGCAGAACAGCCUCAUGGAGCUGUGGUCCUUGAUGCACUUUCUGAUGCCUCAUGUCUUCCAGUCUCACCGCGAGUUCAAGGAGUGGUUCUCUAACCCCCUAACUGGCAUGAUUGAGGGCAGCCAAGAAUAUAACGAAGGACUAGUCAAACGGCUCCAUAAGGUUUUGCGGCCCUUCUUGCUGCGCCGAGUUAAGGUGGAUGUUGAGAAGCAGAUGCCCAAAAAGUACGAGCACGUUAUCCGCUGCCGGCUUUCCAAGCGCCAACGCUGUCUCUAUGAUGACUUCAUGGCACAGACCACAACUAAGGAGACCCUUGCUACUGGCCAUUUCAUGAGCGUCAUCAACAUUUUGAUGCAGCUUCGGAAAGUCUGCAAUCACCCGAACUUGUUUGACCCUCGGCCCGUUACCUCCCCUUUCAUCACCCCGGCCAUCUGCUUCAGCACUGCCUCCCUGGUGCUGCGGGCCACAGAUGUCCACCCCCUCCAGCGGAUAGAUAUGGGUCGCUUUGACCUUAUUGGCCUGGAGGGUCGUGUAUCUCGAUAUGAGGCUGACACCUUUCUGCCCCGGCACCGUCUCUCCCACCGGAUACUGUUAGAAGUGGCUACUGCUCCGGAUCCCCCACCCAGGCCCAAGCCAGUCAAGAUGAAGGUCAACAGGAUGCUGCAGCCAGUGCCCAAGCAAGAAGGCCGGACAGUGGUAGUGGUGAACAGCCCACGGACUCCCGUGGGUCCUGUCCCAGUGCGACCUCCAGGCCCGGAACUCUCAGCCCCGCUCCCCCCUGGCUCGGUCCCUCCCGCGCUGCCAGCACCACUGAUGGUGUCAGCCUCGACCUCUGGGCCCCCACUUCUCCCAGCAUCCCGGCCCCCUGGCCCUGUUCUCUUGCCCCCGAUGCAGCCAAACAGUGGUCCUCUCCCCCAAGUGUUGCCAUCAUCCCCCUUGGGAGUCCUAGGUGGGACCACACGGCCUCCCAUGCCAACCCUCUCCCUGAAACCAGCUCCACCCGCCCCGGUUCGGCUCAGCCCCGCCCCACCUCCAGGCUCCUCCAGUCUGUUGAAGCCCCUGACAGUGCCACCAGGCUACACCUUCCCUCCCGCUGCUGCCGCCCCCACAGCCACCUCUGCCACUGCAGCCCCUGUCGCCACCACAGCAGUGCCAGCUCCAACGCCUGCUCCACAGCGCCUCAUCCUGACUCCGGAUAUGCAGGCUCGCCUGCCCUCUGGGGAAGUGGUCAGCAUUGGACAGUUGGCCUCCCUGGCACAGCGUCCAUUGGCUAGCGCAGGGGGAAGCAAACCUCUCACCUUCCAAAUCCAGGGCAACAAGCUGACUUUGACUGGUGCCCAGGUGCGCCAGCUUGCUGUGGGGCAGCCCCGCCCGCUGCAAAGGAAUGUGGUGCACCUGGUGUCGGCAGGGGGGCAGCACCACCUCAUCAGCCAGCCUGCCCAUGUGGCCCUCAUCCAGGCCGUGGCCCCGACCCCUGGCCCUUCCCCUGUCUCUGUGCUGCCUUCUUCGACCCCCAGCACCACCCCUGCCCCCACUGGUCUCAGCCUUCCACUCGCUGCUAACCAGGUGCCACCAACCAUGGUGAAUAACACAGGCGUGGUGAAGAUUGUAGUGAGACAGGCCCCCCGGGAUGGACUGACUGCUGUGCCUCCACUGGCCCCAGCGCCCCGGCCCCCAAGCUCUGGGCUGCCAGCUGUGUUGUCUCCACGCCCCACGUUGACCCCUGGCCGGUUACCCACACCUACUUUGGGUACUUCCCGGGCUCCUCUACCCACGCCCACUCUGGUGAGGCCCCUUCUCAAGCUGGUCCACAGUCCUUCGCCCGAAAUCAGUGCUUCAGCACCCGGAGCUGCUCCCUUGACCAUCUCUUCUCCUAUUCCUGGGCCAGCCUCACUCCCUGGACCAGCCUCCUCUCCGAUGUCAGUGCCCAACUCCUCUCCCCUGGCUAGUCCUGUGUCCUCUGCAGUCCCAUCCUCGGUCUCCUCUUCACUCCCCAUUUCCAUCGCUACCACAUUUUCUGCCCCAACCUCGGCUCCACUCACCAUUCCCAUCUCAGCCCCCUUACCUGUUUCUGCUUCGGGCCCAGCCCUCUUGACCACUGUGACUCCUGCAUUGGCACCAGUUGGCUCGGCAAUUCCUGGACCUCCCUCUUUGGCACCAGCUGGGGCUUCCGCAGCAGCGUCAGCUUUGACUCUGGGUUUGGCAACAACUUCAUCCCUGUCCUCAUCUCAGGCACCUGGGCAUCCUCUGUUGUUGGCUCCUGCUUCUUCACAUGUUCCAGGGUUGAACUCGGCCAUGGCUCCAGCAUGCUCACCUGUCCUGGUGCCAGCUUCAGCUCUGGCCAGUCCUUUCCCGGCAGCGCCAAGCCCAGCUCCAGCUCAGCCUUCCCUUCUGGUUCCAGCACCUUCUACAUCUCAGGCUCUGGCCACCUCUCUGGCUCCCAUGGUGGCUCCACAGACAGCAGUUCUGGCUCCUUCCCCAGCUCCCUCUAUGGCUCCUCUUCCUGUCCUGGCUCCGUCGCCGACUUCAGGAAACCCUUUGGUUCCCACUGCUUCUCUGGCUCCAGUCCCAUCGCCUGCAUUGGCUCCACCGUCGACUCCAACUGUGGUCCCAGCCCCGGUGCCAUCACCUCUCCCGAGCCUGGCUUCCACACCGACACUGGCCCCGGCCCCAGCUUUAGCACCCAUUCUUGGCGGCUCGUCUUCAUCACAGACACUCUCCUUAGGAACUGGGAACCCCCAGGGCUCCUUCCCAGCUCAGACAUUGUCAUUGACUCCAGCAUCGUCCCUUGUACCAGCUCCAGCCCAGACACUCUCUUUGGCACCAGGGCCACCACUGGGUCCAACUCAGACACUGUCCCUGGCUCCAGCACCCCCUCUGGCUCCAGCUUCUCCGAUGGGCCCGUCCUCGUCACACACGCUGACUCUGGCUCCAGCAGCAGCAUCUUCACUCCUGGCCCCAGCUUCUGUGCAAACGCUCACCUUGAGCCCCACCCCGCUUCCCGUGCCGACCUUGGACCCUGCUGCAGCCUCAACACAGGCACCGGCUUUCCAGCCAUCUUCCCUUGUGGCGCCGGCAUCUGGCUGUGCUCCCUUGCCUGUUACCAUGGUAUCCCGGCUGUCUGUCCCCAAGGAUGAGCCUGAGACGCUGACUCUACGGUCUGGUCCCCCCAGCCCGCCCUCCACCACUACCUCCUUCAGUGGCCCUCGACCUCGACGCCAACCUCCACCACCACCGCGUUCCCCUUUCUAUCUGGAUUCUCUGGAGGAGAAGCGGAAACGGCAGCGAUCUGAACGUCUGGAGCGGAUUUUCCAACUUAGCGAGGCUCAUGGGGCCCUGGCACCCGUGUAUGGAACAGAAGUCCUGGAUUUCUGUACCCUGCCCUCGCCUGUUGCCAGCCCCAUCGGCCCUCGUGCUCCUGGCCCCAACCACCCCACCUUUUGGACUUUUACCGAGGCUGCCCGCAGGGCUGUCCUGUUGCCCCAGCAACGACUAGACCAGCUGUCAGAAAUCAUUGAGAGGUUCAUCUUUGUCAUGCCUCCUGUGGAGGCACCUGCCCCUUCCCUACAUGCCUGCCACCCACCUCCUUGGCUAGCCCCACGUCAGGCAGCCUUCCAGGAGCAAUUGGCCUGUGAGCUCUGGCCCCGGGCCCGUCCUUUGCACCGCAUUGUGUGUAACAUGCGCACCCAGUUUCCUGACUUGAGGCUCAUCCAGUAUGAUUGUGGAAAGUUGCAAACUUUGGCAGUGCUGCUAAGACAGCUCAAGGCAGAGGGCCACCGGGUGCUCAUUUUCACUCAGAUGACCCGAAUGCUGGAUGUGUUGGAGCAGUUUCUCACCUACCAUGGCCACCUCUACUCACGCCUGGAUGGCUCUACCCGAGUUGAGCAGAGACAGGCCCUGAUGGAACGGUUCAAUGCAGAUAAACGCAUAUUCUGCUUCAUCCUUUCUACUCGGAGUGGUGGUGUGGGUGUCAAUCUGACAGGAGCAGACACUGUUGUCUUUUAUGACAGCGACUGGAACCCCACCAUGGAUGCUCAGGCCCAAGAUCGCUGUCACCGAAUUGGGCAGACCCGAGACGUCCACAUCUAUAGGCUUAUCAGUGAAAGGACAGUGGAGGAGAACAUCCUUAAGAAGGCAAAUCAGAAGAGAAUGUUGGGAGAUAUGGCCAUUGAGGGAGGCAACUUCACGACCGCCUAUUUUAAACAGCAGACCAUCCGAGAGCUGUUUGAUAUGCCCUUGGAGGAGCCGUCUAAUGCAGCCGUACCCUCCGCCCCUGACGAGGAGGAAGAGGCCGUGGCUAGCAAGCAGACUCAUAUCCUGGAGCAGGCGUUGUGUCGGGCAGAGGAUGAAGAGGAUAUCCGUGCAGCCACUCAGGCCAAGGCUGAGCAGGUGGCUGAGCUCGCAGAGUUCAAUGAGAACGAUGGGUUUCCUGCUGGCGAGGGGGAAGAGGCCAGUCGUCCUGGGGCUGAGGAUGAGGAGAUGUCUCGGGCAGAGCAGGAAAUUGCUGCCCUCGUAGAGCAGUUGACCCCCAUUGAGCGCUAUGCCAUGAAAUUCCUGGAGGCCUCGCUGGAAGAAGUGAGCCGGGAGGAGCUCAAGCAGGCUGAAGAGCAAGUGGAAGCUGCCCGAAAGGACCUGGACCAAGCCAAGGAAGAGGUGUUCCGCCUGCCCCAAGAGGAGGAGGGGCCGGGGGCUGGCGAUGAGGUUUCCUGUGGGACCGGUGGAGGCAGCCACCGGCGCAGUAAAAAAGUCAAGGCUCCCGAGAGGCCAGGGACUCGAGUCAGUGAGCGUCUUCGUGGGGCCCGUGCUGAGAUUCAAGGCGCAAACCACACUCCCGUGAUACCCACCCAACAUCCUCGCAGUACUGCCACGCCACCCCGCUGCAACCCUACCAGGGAGCGAGCUCCCCGGCCAGCACCCAGACCUCGGCCCACUCCAGCUCCUGCUCCCCCAAUCUCUGCCCCGAUCCCCAUUUCACCCCCAAGUCCAAUAGCCAUUCUUCCUGUCCAAGUCCUACCACCACCACCUCUUCCUCCUUCCCAGAUCCUCCCCCCCUCUUGUUCUUCUCUUGCUUGCACCCCUCCUCCUGCUAGUACCCCCCCACCAACUCAGCCUCCCCCAGCCGCUCAGACCUCCCCACCAGCUCAGAUCCCGUUUCCUCUCACGCCCUCUCCCUCUCUCCUCCUUGGUCCAGCUCCUGUGCCUCUGUCCCCUGUAGGCACCAACCUCCCCUUGGGAUUGGGGCCUGAGGUUGAGCUGUGUGCGCCGCCGGUAGUGGCAUCUCCAGAGCCCCUGGAGCUCACUGGCAUGGACAGUUCUGAGACUUGCCCGCUCGCUCGUAGGUCCCCUAAGGACCUGUUUCCAGUUGCUGUGGAAGUCCUGUCUGUGCCAGAGAAGGGCCUGUCUCUCACUCCGACACCAAGCCCAACCCCAGAGGCUAGUGGCCACCUCAAUGGUCAAGAGCAGGAGGUGCCAGAACCUGCCCAGGAGGCAGUUGUCAGAGUGCUGCCCGAUGGUGAGGAGGUGCCCAUGUGUCUGAAUGAGCACAACGGGGUGGCGCGCCCAGCCUCGGCAGCCUCUGACAAGCCACUGCAGGAGCCAGUGGACGGUGCCAGGACCUCUGAAGAGCUGCUGGAGGCCCGAACUCCAACCUCUAGUCCAGAGAAGCUUCCAGAACCUGUUCCAGCGCCAUCAAUGUCCUCCGCUUCCUCCUCACCCGAAAGCCCUUCACCCGCCCGCCCCCCUCGGCGUCGCACCAGUGCCGAUGUAGAGAUUCGGGGUCAGGGAACUGGUCGGCCGGGGCAGCCUCCAGGCCCCAAAGUGCUUCGCAAGUUGCCUGGACGGCUGGUCACCGUGGUGGAAGAGAAGGAGCUGGUGAGACGGCGGCGACAGCAGCGAGGAAGUGCAGCUGCCAGCACUGCAGCUCCGGAGGUCUCUGAGAUGGGUGCCGGCCUGGGGAGUCCAUCUAGCCCCAGCGCGACCGGGCAAGAGUCUCCACCUCCCACUAGUGGACCCUGCGAAGCUGCUCCCCUCUCCACGCUGCCCACCCAAACCCAGCAGCCUUUCAUAGCCCGCCGUCACAUUGAGUUGGGGGUGACCAGUGGAGGCAGCCCGGAGAAUGGAGAGGGGGCACUGCUUGCCAUCACCCCACCUGCUGUGAAGCGCCGGCGAGGACGGCCCCCUAAAAAGACCAGGUCUCCGGCUGAUCCUGGGCCGGGAGUGGAUGAGGCCCCCUCCACCACCUCUAAAGGAAAACCCAAUGGGGCCACCCCAGUCCCCGGGGCCGAGAGCCUGACGGCCACAGACCCUGCUGGAGGACCCCAGUCAGCUCCCAAACCCGCACCCAUCAUCUUGUCACCUGUGGAGAAAAGGCGGCGUGGGCGGCCACCUAAAGCGCGAGAUUUGCCCGUCCCUGGGACUGUUUCUUCUCCAGGGGAUGGCAGUUUAGAGAGCCGGACACAGCCACCCCCGCUACCACUGGCUCUGCCGUCCUUCCCACCACUUAUAGCCUGCCCCACCGUUACUGUCGCCAACACUGUCACCACCGUCACCAUUUCCACAUCCCCUCCCAAGCGCAAGCGGGGUCGACCUCCCAAGAACCCACCAUCACCUCGCCCCAACCAGCUCCCUGCCCUGGACCAUGACAGCUCUUCCAUCCUUGAGAGCUGUGGACUGGGAAGGCGACAACAACCCCAGGUCCAGGACGACAGUGAGGGCAGUUCUGAUGAAGAUGGAGGCCGACCCCUUACCCGCCUGGCCCGCCUGCGACUGGAAGCGGAGGGAACACGGGGCCGCAAGAGCGAAGGGUCCAUGGUGGUGGCUGUCAUUCAGGACGACUUGGAUUUAGUGGAGAGCGGGCCAGGCGGCGGGUUGGAGUUGUCACCUCCCAUGGUCUCCCUAGCCCCAAAACUGCGCUCAACCCGGUUGCGUCCGGGAUCUCUAGUUCCUCCACUAGAGACAGAGAAGGUGCCCCGCAAACGGGCAGGGGCACCCACUGGUGGGGGCCCCGGCCCUGCAAAGCGGGGCCGCCUUCAGCCUCCAAGCUCCCCGGGGCCUGAGGGUUCCGUAGAAGAGUCUGAGGCCGAAGCCUCAGGUGAAGAGCAGGAAGGGGAUGGGACCCCCCACCGCAAGCCUGGCCCCCGCCGCCCUGGGGGGGCCGACCACGGGGACCAGCGCACCCUGCGCAGCACUGCCCCGCCCACCGCUAGUCACAGAGGCCGCAAGGCUAAGACGUGAGUGGGCUGCCCCUCCACCCAGGUCCCGCUGUGGCCCCUCCCCGCCCCUCCCACCCCACCCACAACCAGGCCUGACUCUUAACCACUACUUGAAGCCUCUUGGGUGGGUGGCGGGGAAGCCUCCAGGGGACUUACGGGCCUUCCUCCUUUCUUUCCACCAAAGUUAGGGGGUAGGCAGUUGGUCGCCAUAGAAAUGUGGCUCUUUACCCUCCCCUCCCACCCCACAUGGCUGGGCAGUGUUAAGGGUGGUGAGUUAGUCUAUCCCCACCCCUUGUACCUGAUUUCCCAGCUGUGUUUUACAGCCCACCGCCGGAAGGGGAAGGGGGAGGGGCUUCUCCACCAAGAGGUGGGGUGGUUUUUGUUUUUUUUGUUUUUUUUUUUAGUUUUUUGUUUUGUUUUUUGUUUUUUUUAAGAAAAAAAUAAUAAACUUAGUUUCUGUACAAGCAUCC